Messenger RNA from Aegilops tauschii subsp. strangulata, 1458 nucleotides. RefSeq names its product indole-3-acetic acid-amido synthetase GH3.8-like. Gene Ontology annotation, molecular function: acid-amino acid ligase activity. Gene Ontology annotation, cellular component: cytoplasm. NCBI's taxonomy places the organism in Eukaryota, Viridiplantae, Streptophyta, Magnoliopsida, Poales, Poaceae. The record is from RefSeq and is a predicted model, not a curated record.
GAUUUCACUAUAGACCACAUACGGAUGUAUAUAGAUGCAUUUUAAUAUGUAGAUUUACUCAUUUUGCUCUGUAUGUGGUCCAUAGUAAAAUCUCUUCAAAAACUUAUAUUUAAGAACGAGGGACUAUAUACGUGAUCUAAAAAAAAAAGCAUAGUAUAUACUACGUUUUGUAGCUCCUAGCGCUGAGCUAUCGUUGCCAGUACGUGUUCCGGGGUGAGCAAAUGGCGCCGGCGGCGACGGCCGGUCAGAGACCCACCUCGUCAACAACGGCGUCGGAGGCGGAAGCUAGGACGCCGAGAACCUCCGUCUCAUCGACGAGAUGACCUCCAACGUGGACGACGUGCAAGAGCGAGUCUUGGCCGAGAUCCUCUCCCGGAACGCCGCAACGGAGUACCUCAGGGACUGCGGCGGCCCCAUCGACCGCGCCACCUUUCGGGCCAUGGUGCCGGUGGUGUCGUACGACGCUCUCAAGCCGUACAUCAAGCGCAUCGCCAACGGAGACAGGUCGCCCGUCAUGUCGACGCACCCCGUCUCCGACUUCCUCACCAGCUCCGGCAACUCCGGCGGCGAGCGCAAGCUGAUUCCCAGCACCGCGGAGGAGGGCCGCCGACGCCAGCUUCCCUUCGGCCUCCUUAAGGCAGUCAUGAACUUGCACUUCCCUGGGCUUGACAAGGGGAAGGGGCUCUACUUUCUCUUCGUCAAGUCGGAGACCAAGACGCCGGGCGGGCUGACGGCGUGGCCGAUGAUGACAAGCAUUUGCAAGAGCGAGCAGUUCAAGGACCCCUUGCGCGACCACACGAGCCCGAGGGCGGCCGUGCUCUGCGCGGACACGUCCCAGAGCAUGUACGCGCAGAUAGUAUGCGGCCUGUGCCAGCGCCACGACGUGCUCCGCGUCGGCGCCGCCUUCGCCUCCGGCCUGCUGCGCGUCAUCCGCUUCCUCCAGCUCAACUGGGAGCAGCUCGCCGCCGACAUCGAGGCCGGCACGCUCGCCCCGUGCGCGAGCGACGCGUCGGUGCGCGAGGCGGUCGCCGGCAUCCUCCGCCGCCCGGACCCCGAGCUUGCCCGCUUCGUCCGGGACGAGUGCCGCACGGGCGAAUGGGCCGGCAUCGUCCCGCGCAUCUGGCCCAACGCGAGGUACAUCGAUGCCAUCGUCACUAGUGUCAGCAAAUAAUCCCGUUGAGCUGUUUGUUAUCCUCUAGUUUUUUCUUAGCUAAAAUAAAGGGCCAUGCAGCGUGGAAUCUGUUCCCGACUUGGCGUAGUUUCAGACUUUCAGUUAGUUUGUUUAGCUGAGCCGUCACAGGUGGAUCGUGGAUGGCACGAUUGUAAACAUGUGACGGCCACACCCUAGCGAUCGGGAGGACGUGGGAUGGCACGUCCGAUCAGCCCGCUCGUGGACCGGGUAUCUUGUAGUUUCUGUUCUGAAGCACUUGACUGAAUAAGAAGAAGAAAAAAGGCUGC